This is a messenger RNA of Dipodomys ordii (Ord's kangaroo rat), 1225 nucleotides long. RefSeq names its product mucin 1, cell surface associated (gene Muc1). The annotation marks the transcript as partial. The transcript has 6 exons. Gene Ontology annotation, cellular component: apical plasma membrane. The record is from RefSeq and is a predicted model, not a curated record. NCBI's taxonomy places the organism in Eukaryota, Metazoa, Chordata, Mammalia, Rodentia, Heteromyidae.
CACCUCAACUACCAGCUCUGCAUCAGUCCAUAUUGGAACCCCGACUCCAACCACCAGCGCUGCAUCAGUCCAUACUGGCACCCCAACUCCAACCACUAGCGCUGCAUCAGUCCAUAAUGGCACCCCAACUCCAACCACCAGCGCUGCAUCAGUCCAUACUGGCACCCCAACUCCAACCACCAGCUCUGCAUCAGUCCAUAUUGGAACCCCGACUCCAACCACCAGCGCUGCAUCAGUCCAUACUGGCACCCCAACUCCAACCACUAGUGUUACAUCAGACUCUGCCACCACCACUGUCCACACCAGCACCUCAACUCCAACCACCAGCUCUGCACCAGUUCACACUGGCACCUCAACUCCAACCACCAGCUCUAAACCAGAUUCUGUCACCACUACAGUCCACACUGGCACCUCAGCUCCAACCACCAGCACUGCAUCAAUCCAUGAAGGCACCUCAACUCCAACUACCAGCACUGCUUCAGUCCCGGGUAGCACCCCUGUUAUUUCUACUUCAGACCCUGUUGGCAACAGUACUCACUCUUCAACUCCUAGCCAGCAGUCUGCUACCCCUACCACCCUUGCCAGUGCUAGCAGCAGCACCGUUGCCAGUAGUACGGUACCUGACUCCGCCAGUCACAAUUCUCCCCAGUCACCUGUUGAGGUCUCCUUCGUCUUCCUGUCAUUUUCUAUUUUAAACCACGAGUUUAACUCUUCCUUGGAAGAUCCUAGAACCGACUAUUAUCAAGAGCUGAAGAGAAACAUUUCUGGAUUGUUUUUGCAGAUUUUUAACCAAGAUUUUCUGGGCCUCUUUCAUAUCAAGUUCAGGCGAGGAUCAGUGGUGGUGGAAUCCAUUCUGGCCUUAUUGAAGGCCAUCAGUGCCGACGAGGUGAAAUCAAAGGUUAUGCAGCAUGGCAAGAAUUCCAGCUACGGUCUGAUCAUCUCAAAAGUCAGUGCACGUGACAUGCUGCCUCCUUCCUCUGCUCAGUCUUGGUCUGGUGUACCAGGCUGGGGCAUUGCCCUGUUGGUACUGGUCUGUGUGUUGGUUAUGAUAACCAUCAUCUAUCUCCUUGCUGUGACUGUGUUUCAGUGCCGGCGAAAGAACUAUGGGCAGCUAGACCUCUUUCCAGCCCGGGACACCUACCAUCCAAUGAGUGAAUACCCCACUUACCACACCCAUGGGCGUUACAUAGCCCCUGGCAAUACCAAACGUAGCCCCUAUGAAGAG